ACCUUUCUGGGAAAGUAUUUACUCCGCCUGUGCGGGCACCCCUCCGCUUUCUCUCUCUGAGCCCUUCCCCCAGCUCCAAAAAAGCUUCCUGGAAAUGUCCUCGUUAUCACUUCCCCUCGCCGGCUGGGGGCUGGGAGCUGGGAGCCGGGAGCUGGGAGCGGGCGGUCCCCUCCCCGGGCUGCUGGCCAGAGCUCAGGCUGCCCCGGGGCGUCGCUGGGGCGCAGUGCUGGGAGCGCCGAGCCCGGGCUGGCUGCAACGCCGCGGAGAGCACAGGUCUGGAUCACCGCCCCCGCCGGCUCCUCUGCCCCCUGUGAAAUGAGGGUCCUGGGUGGGCACUGCGGGGUGCUGCUGGCGUGCCUGGCCCUCAUGCUUCCAGUCUCAGAGGCAAACUUUUUGUCAAAGCAGCGUGCAUCACAAGUCCUGGUUAGGAAACGCCGUGCAAAUUCUUUACUUGAAGAAACCAAAGAGGGUAAUCUUGAAAGAGAAUGCAUCGAGGAACUGUGCAAUAAAGAAGAAGCCAGAGAGGUAUUUGAGAAUAACCCAGAAACGGAUUAUUUUUAUCCAAAAUACUUAGGUUGUCUUGGCGCUUUUCGAGCUGGAAUAUUUGUUGGUGGACGUCAGUCAACAAACUCUUAUCCUGAACUCAGGAGCUGUGUCAAUGCCAUUCCAGACCAGUGUAAUCCUCUGCCAUGCCAUGAAGAUGGAUACUGGAGCUGUAAGGAUGGCCAAGCUUCAUUCACUUGCAUUUGUAAACCUGGCUGGCAAGGAACAAGGUGUGAAUUUGAUAUAAAUGAAUGCAAAGAUCCCUUCACUGUAAAUGGAGGCUGUAGUCAGAUGUGUGAUAAUACACCUGGAAGCUAUCACUGUUCCUGUAGAAGUGGUUUUAUUAUGCUUUCAAAUAAAAAAGACUGUAAAGAUGUGGAUGAAUGUGCCACAAAGCCAAGUGUUUGUGGCACAGCUGUGUGUAAGAACACUCCUGGAGACUUUGAAUGUCUGUGUCCCGAAGGCUACAGAUAUAAUCCCAAAUCAAAGUCUUGUGAAGAUGUGGAUGAAUGCUCAGAGAACAUGUGUGCUCAAUUUUGUGUCAAUUAUCCUGGAAGCUACUCUUGUUAUUGUGAUGGGAAGAAAAGAUUCAAACUUGGCAAAGAUCAGAAGAGUUGUGAGGCUGUUCCAGUGUGCCUUUCAUUGAACCUUGACAAAAAUUACGAAUUACUCUACUUGGCAGAGCAGUUUGCAGGAGUUGUUUUAUAUUUAAAAUUUCGUUUGCCAGAUAUCACCAGAUUUUCAGCAGAAUUUGAUUUCCGGACAUAUGAUUCAGAAGGCAUCAUAUUGUUUGCAGAAUCUCUUGAUCAUUCUGCAUGGCUCCUGAUUGCACUCCGUGAGGGAAAAAUUGAAGUGCAAUUUAAGAAUGAAUAUGCAACCCAAAUCACAUCUGGAGGCAACGUUAUUAAUAAUGGCCUUUGGAAUAUGGUGUCUGUGGAAGAAUUAGAAGAUCGUAUUAGCAUUAAAAUAGCUAAAGAAGCUGUGAUGAAUAUAAAUAAAAUUGGAAGCCUUUUUAAACCUACAGAAGGGUUUUUGGAAACCAAAAUAUAUUUUGCAGGAUUACCUCGGAAUGUGGAAAAUGUACUCAUUAAACAGAUUAACCCACGCAUGGAUGGAUGUAUACGAGGAUGGAAUUUAUUGAAGCAAGGAGCUUUAGGAGCAAAGGAAAUUAUUCAAGGAAAACAAAAUAAGCAUUGCCUUGUCACUGUGGAAAAGGGCUCCUACUAUCCUGGAUCUGGAGUUGCUCAAUUUAGCAUAGAUUACAGUAACAUAACAAAUGCUUUGGUUUGGCAAAUAAAUGUGAGCUUGAAUAUUCGUCCAUCUUCGGGCACUGGCGUGAUGCUUGCCCUGGUUUCUGGAAACACAGUGCCCUUUGCCUUGUCCUUGGUGGACUCUAGGUCUGAAAAUUCUCAGGAUAUUCUAGUGUCUGUUGAAAAUGUGGUAGUAUCUAGAAUUGAGGCUACAAAUCUUUGUUCCGGUCAACCAUCUUAUCUGAAAUUCAAAGUCAACAAAAACAGUCUGGAGCUGUGGAAUCCACAUAAAGAUACCAUCUACUCUGAAGACCUUCAAAAACAACUUGCCAUCUUAGACAAAGCAAUGAAGGGUACAGUGACCACUUACUUGGGUGGCCUUCCAGACAUUCCCUUUAAUGCCACACCAGUAAAUGCAUUCUAUCAUGGCUGCAUGGAAGUGAAUAUCAAUGGUGUACAGCUGGAUUUGGAUGAAGCCAUUUCUAAACAUAAUGAUAUUAGAUCUCACUCAUGUCCAUCAGUUUCUAAUGGCACCAAGAAUUUUUAAGGCGUAUUUUCUUUGUUGACAAUAUCUCUUUCCUGAGUGUAAUUAUACUUAUAUUUCUAUUACAGUUGACAGGUUUUACCUAUGAUGUUCUUCAUUUGAUUACUUUUUGGUACUUUGACCUUGGCAUUUUUUAAAGGCUCUUUUUCGGAAAAAGUCUGUUGUGAUAUAAAUCACAGAAUAAACUCUUCUCUUGCUAUCUAAAAAUUAAUGUGACAUAAAAUUAUUAUUUUUUUCUAAAAUGACAUUUCUUUUGUUUGUAAAAUUAAAUUUUAAUUGCAUUCUCUUUGAA
This is a messenger RNA of Dipodomys spectabilis (banner-tailed kangaroo rat), 2629 nucleotides long. It is a transcript of the gene Pros1, whose product is annotated as protein S. Bases 316 to 2340 code for a protein of 674 amino acids. The transcript is spliced from 15 exons. Gene Ontology annotation, molecular function: calcium ion binding. Gene Ontology annotation, cellular component: extracellular region. NCBI's taxonomy places the organism in Eukaryota, Metazoa, Chordata, Mammalia, Rodentia, Heteromyidae. The record is from RefSeq and is a predicted model, not a curated record.